This is a messenger RNA of Aplosporella prunicola CBS 121167, 1564 nucleotides long. RefSeq lists its product as uncharacterized. Gene Ontology annotation, cellular component: Slx1-Slx4 complex; nucleus. NCBI's taxonomy places the organism in Eukaryota, Fungi, Ascomycota, Dothideomycetes, Botryosphaeriales, Aplosporellaceae. Gene Ontology annotation, biological process: DNA replication; DNA repair. The record is from RefSeq and is a predicted model, not a curated record. The transcript has a single exon. Bases 428 to 1213 code for a protein of 261 amino acids.
UGAGGUACCUGCGAAGACUACAAAGAAAACUGCUGCGGUGAAAAGCACAGAGGUGCGCAAUCUGCCUUGGAAAGCCAGCGAUGAUGCGGCAACGGAGGAUGCUGAGCCCUCUACUGAGCCUUCCAGGAAGAAGGCUUCCACACCGAAAAGUGCAAAGGUGCACACUCUUCCAUGGCUACCCCGCAAUGAUGCAGCUUCGGAUGCCGAAUCAUCGGGCAAACCUGCGAAGAAGAAGGCGCCGAGUACGAAAGGGAAAAAGGCACAGCAAGAUAGUAGCGCCGCCGAAGAUGCCAACGCGGCAGCCUCAGAUGUUGCAGAACUGCCUGUCAAAUCCCCAAAAAAGAAACCUUCUUCCGCCAAAAGCAAGGAAAAGCCGUCAACGCCGCGGAAGAAAUCACCACGCAAACAAGCGGCGCAAACGGACUGGAUGCACAUUGACGAGAUCGAAGACUCGGAGGACCCAAUGACGCCGUCUCCGCCCCGUCGUCGAAAAAGAUCUGCCAGCCCGCCCCGACAGACCCUCACGCUGUCUCAAGCAGCUCAAGACGACACGGCAAAGUCCGCAACUGAUCCGCUUCGCACAGCAACCACGCUCGACAGUGCUGGCGAAACGACCAAAGCAGCCGCCAAAACAAAAGACGCGGCAACAAGGCAGCACACGCCCGAAGUGCUGGCAGCGCUGUUCCCGCAGAUCACGCAGGCGAUCAAAGAGGAGCCAAGGAGUCAGAACCACGGCAAGCUCAGCUGGCACGAGCACAUCCUGCUGUACGACCCCAUCGUUCUAGAAGACCUUCAGGAGUGGCUGCACGCCAAGGGACUCCGCAUGCGCGUCCCCGUCAGCGUAGUAGAGGGGCAAGCGCGAGGGGGCAAAGCGGUCGCGAAGCCAAAGGCUAAGAAGAGCACGAAAGCGAAAGCGAAAGCGAAAGCCAAGCCGAAGGCGAAAGGGGGGAGGGGCAAGAAAAAGAAGAACGAUGGCGACGCGGUCACGGACGCGGAGACGGACUCGGAUGGGAGCGCUGGCUCGGGUGCGGACACGGACGCGGACUCGGACGUGCAGGAUGUGCUGCUGGGUGGUGAAGCGGCAAGGGAGCAGCAGCAGCAGCAGCCGGGCGUGCUGGUGGCGUUGGAUCCGUGGGUCGUGCAGCGCUGGUGCGAUGCUAAUAGCGUGUGCUGCACUUUCAGGGAGUCGAGGAAUGCUCGCAAGACGCGGUAAUGGGAGGGUUUUUUGGGGUGGGAGUUUGUGCGAGGGGGUGGAUGGGUUUGUGGGGUUUUGCAUAGGUAGGGGCGUGGGGUUGGGGGUUGCGGAGUUGGUUAUGGCAUGCGUGGGUGGCGGCGGUUUGGAAAGCGAAGCGAGCUGUGGCUUCUGGGGUUCGCGGUGGGUUUGCAUAGCAGAUGGCAUACAUACACACAUGAGCAGCAAGACGAUUACUACAGUCCAAUCAGCCAAAUCACUCGGCAUUGCUUGACAUUGGAGGUAGUUUUCAAGGAAAAGGGGUUUGUUUGUACAUGUCAUAACGUUCCCAACUACAUACAUUCAUCGUUAUCCAACAAACCAAGAAACGCC